AAGUUCUCUAUAUGAACCAGGUUAAAGUCGGUGUAAAUCGGUUGCCCCGUAGAUGAGUCUUCAGUGGACCGCCGUGGCCUGCUUCCUCUAUGGUCAGAUAGUGGUUAACCUGGUCCUGUGCUUCCCCCUCAUCUCAGCUCAAAGGUGGCGGUCACUUUUCAACUGGACAAUAUGGAGCUGGUUUUCUCCGUAUUGGAACAAAGCCUUCUGCACCAUGAUCAUGGUCCUAGUUGUGCUUUUUUUCGACGCCGUUCGGGAGGUCCAGAAGUACUCCUCGCCCCAGACAGCACAGGACGCCACACUGAACCCCACCCUGUUUGAUCACCUCCACAUGAAGCUGUUCAGAGCCCAGAGGAACCUCUACAUCUCAGGGUUCUCCCUCUUCCUGUGGCUUAUCAUGCGUCGCAUUGUGACCUUGGUGAACCAGGUUGCCUUAGCAACCACGGACAGCGCCGGACUUCAGGCCCAGACGGUUGGCGCUAACCAGGCAGCCACCCGGUACCAGGCGGAGAACCUGCAGCUGAAACAGGCUCUGCAGGCGGAGGAGGAGAAAACCUCAACCAAGAGCCGGCAGAUGGAGAAGGAGGAAGAGUCACGGGCCAGAGACCUGAAGGCUGCAGAGGAAGUUGUCCGUAAGGCCCGGGUUGAAUUGGAGGCUAUGAGGAGGCAGGCUAAGGGCCUCACACAGGAGUACGACAGACUGCUUACGGAACACACUCAACUACAGAAUCUUCAAAACACUGCGGACAAAAAGGACCAGUAACAUUUGACUCAUGCUGGUUUGAUAUUAUUCCCUGUGAAUCCUCCGCUUUUGAAGUUUGAAUUUCUGUAUGAAUCCUAUUGCCACUCAAGGCAUUCACCUGCACUGCUGUCCUCCUCUUCCUCUUACCUGUAGGGUAAACAUAGCUGUAGCACUUAUCACUAAUUAGGGGUCUGUUGCUUUAAGUACGACAGUAAACCUGUACAGACACAACUACUGAAGAUACCACACAUAUAUGAAUGUUGUUACUGCUAGGUGUGUGUUCCAUUUGAUGUAUCUGUAUAGGCUUGGAUGGCAGAACUUUUGAACAUUACAACGUGCAAUCGAUGUAUGUAUGUAAUCGUCACUUUACUGUAUUUAGGAUUUGAUAAAAAUAUUGAAAAACAAAAUAAAUACAUUAUGACUGCUGG
Molecule: messenger RNA, 1170 nt
Organism: Gadus macrocephalus (Pacific cod)
Lineage: Eukaryota; Metazoa; Chordata; Actinopteri; Gadiformes; Gadidae
Product: B-cell receptor-associated protein 29-like
Exons: 7
Coding region: 53-763 (236 amino acids)
Biological process (GO): intracellular protein transport; endoplasmic reticulum to Golgi vesicle-mediated transport
Cellular component (GO): endoplasmic reticulum; endoplasmic reticulum membrane
Source: RefSeq, a predicted model, not a curated record